Messenger RNA from Pocillopora verrucosa, 2381 nucleotides. Its product is annotated as acidic fibroblast growth factor intracellular-binding protein-like. Gene Ontology annotation, cellular component: nucleus. The record is from RefSeq and is a predicted model, not a curated record. NCBI's taxonomy places the organism in Eukaryota, Metazoa, Cnidaria, Anthozoa, Scleractinia, Pocilloporidae.
GCACAAAUUUUAGAAAAAUUAAUGCGUCACGUGUACUUUAAACAGUAUUUCACGCGUGAUGAAUUUAAAAAGGGAAAACAUCAAAUCUCAUCUUACCUUGCUCUUCUGAAAAAUUAACACAUCAAGUAUUAAUCUCGCGUUACCUAUAAACCUUUGUCACCCGGCCUCUAAUUAUUCUAAUUUCUCCGCACCCCCCCCCCCCCCCCCCAGCCGAAAAGACUUGCCUCCCUCAUUUGGUGUCUCUUACACAAAUGAACUUGUCUUAUUUUAAGACCACUGGCCAAGAUACACACACUGUAAAAAUUCAACAUGGCAAAAUGGAAUAAUAACGUGAGGCAUAUUGAGCAGAGAUAACGCGUUUCUGGCGCUUGCUAAGACAGAGUGCUGAUUUAACAAUCUAGAUAAAGCUCGUCACUCGUUACUUAUAGGAAAAGAAUGGAGAACAUAGAUGUAUUUAUCAUGGAUCCAACUUUUAUUGACCUCCUAGUGUAUGACCUUUGGUUGCAAGGAUUCUCUGAAAAUGAAGCAGCACAGAGGAGAAAAUGCGAUGAGAAAUUCAAGAAUUUUGGGGCAUCUCAUGCCAUCAUCACAAGCGACACUCAGGAUCAGUUUCGACUGUUCUACAUGCUGGAACGUUUUCUUCAAUCUCCUCCAAUGCUUGCCAAGCAAAUGUUAUUGCAAAUAUCUCCAGAUGUUCAAGAUAUAUUAAUUGAAAGGUAUUAUCAGUUUGACAAGGAGGUAGUAAGGGAACUCUUAGGAAAAAAACUCACUGGACGCGUGCGCAAAGACUUGGACGAUGUCAGUGAGAAGACAAAUAUCCCCUUGAAGAGUUGUCGCCGACAGUUUGACAAUGUCAAAAAUGUACUCAGAGCAAUUGAAGAGACUGAAGGAGGAGGCCUUACAGACACUGUAAAGAAAUUGUUUCUUCUUUCAGAUUCAUUGGCAAGACAAUAUGCUUGUAUCUGCUUCAUGGCUAUCAACAAAUUUGAAACAGGAAAGAAAAGGCUCUCCUACCUUUCAUUUGAUGACCUUGUGUUCUGUGCAGAGCAGAUGUUAGAUCACUGGACAGUUGGAUCAGUAGAAGGCUCCACUGCUGAUGUUGGAGAUACAGGUGCAGAGUUUGACAGAGGUUUCCUACAGGAGUUGAGAGACCUGAAGGUGUUUGUGAAUGAUAAAGAGAUUGUGGAUGAGCACAGAAGCUUGGUUUGCAAUGAUAUAGCGAAGCGGUUUACCAAAAAGUUGGCCAAGUCUGUGGAGAACAAUUUCAAGAAUCUCUGUCGAGGUCUCCUAACUAUUGCCGCCGGUCUUAUCCACAGUAAAGAAGUCAAGGAUGUUUUAAGUGACUUUGUAGAAAAGUUCAUUGAAUCGUGCAAGCAGCAAGAGUGGGAUGCGAAUGAGACGGACAUUUUCCUCGGCUCUUUGGUGGAUACCUGCGGCAAAUUGGAUUCUUUACACAGAAGUAACUUGGAACGCUUGAUUCCAGUGUAUUCACGUUACAUGACCGUCUGCCAGAAGUGCAUCGUGAGAAUGUACCACGACUGAACGAAAACUUCGACAUCUCAGAAUGCAGCAGGGCAAAAUACGUCCAGCUCCUUCCUACGGCUCAAGGAAACCUGACAUGCAAGCACUUAAAAAUGGAACUGCGAGGACAGAGUGAAGGAGGAAUGAAUUCUGAAUGAAGAGAGGCACAACUGCUGUGCCUAAUGGGAGACAUGUUUUGAUUGAAUAAUAGUCAACUUCCUGUCACAAAUUCAGCCAUUACAGCCAGGAAGAAAUCUUCGGGAUUUUAACCGAAAAACCCGGCAUCCAUAGCAAUUUAUGGUCAUGAUGAGAUCCGCUCCUGAAUAAGUUGCAGCCAAUUAGAGAAGUGCUUAGAAAGAGGUGUAGUGCCCAGAUGUAGUUCGGGGGCUCAGAUUUUAGUCGUGAUUUCCAACCGCUGACCGGGAAAUAAGCCCAGACUCCUCCCUUAAAAAGAGGGGAUUCUUUUCGAGUGGAUUGAAGAAAAGAAACGGCGAAGAUAGAGCCUAGUGGAUACAGUCAGACUAGACUACGAGAAAGAAGUCCCUCCCUUUUGACGAGGUCUGUCACGCGAGUCCAAAUAAUCAGCGGCAGACUCGCGCGACUGACUUCUCCGAAAAGGGGAGACUGUUGUUAGUCUCAAACCGGACUAAGAGAUCAAGCAAUAAUAAGUGAUCUCUUACCCCGUUUAUUUGUUUAGUUUUGUCCUCAAGUUAGGUUACAAUUUCAAGGACAUGAAGGGAGGACAUGUAUCCUAAUUUUCGAUUUGUCGCUCGCUACCGAAGCCCGCUAUCCCACCUAGUUUAUACUGAGGAGUAAUGAGUUAUAUAUUAAGGAUCACGGCUAACUAAAAAUAAAAUGAU